GGCAAGAUUGUAAUAAUUUUGGAUGUGGCCUAGAUUCAUGACAAGCCUAUAAGGAGAGCAGAAACAGUGUUGGAGAAGUGCCUUGAGAUUUGGAAUAAUUACAGUCACUCUGCUUGAAGGAUAAGGUGAGACCAAGUCGGGGAUGCUCUCAUAAUGAACGUUAACCAGUCAGCUCCACCUGUGCCGCCAUUUGGGCAGCCCCAGCCCGUCUACCCAGGGUAUCAUCAAUCCAGCUAUGGUGGCCAACCAGGGUCCACAGCCGCCCCCACUCCCUAUGGAGCCUACAAUGGCCCAGUACCAGGCUAUCAGCAAACCCCUCCCCCAGGUGUUUCAAGAGCCCCAGCUUCUUCAGGGGCACCUCCAACCUCGACAGCACAGGGCCCUUGUGGCCAGACUGCAUAUGGCCAGUUUGGUCAAGGAGAUGUGCAGAAUGGACCAAGCUCCGGUGUUCAGAUGCAGAGGCUUCCUGGGUCUCAGCCAUUUGCGUCUGCCCCAUUGGCCCCUGUGGUCAGUCAGCCAGCUGUGCUUCAGCCCUAUGGGCCUCCCCCGACAAGCGCUCAGGUGACUGCUCAGCUGGCCGGAAUGCAGAUCAGUGGUGCUGUGGCCCCGGCCCCUCCUCCUUCGGGGCUGGGCUAUGGCCCACCAACAUCACUGGCCUCAGCCUCAGGAAGUUUCCCUAAUUCUGGUCUGUAUGGCUCCUAUCCUCAGGGCCAAGCUCCUCCCCUUGGCCAGGGUCAUCCGGGGGCCCAGCCUCCCCCGCGAUCUGUCCCACCACAGGCCUCCAGCUUCACACCCUCUGUCUCAGGGGGUCCUCGGAUGCCUCCGAUGACUGGUCCACUCUUGCCUGGACAGAGUUUUGGGGGGCCCCCAGUGAGCCAGCCCAACCAUGUGUCCUCACCUCCUCCUCAAACUCUGCCCCCUGGUACCCAAAUGACUGGGCCCCCAGGACCACCACCACCUAUGCACUCCGCCCAGCAGCCGGGCUAUCAGCUGCAGCAAAAUGGUUCCUUUGGACCAGCCCGGGGCCCUCAGUCCAAUUAUGGAAGUCCCUACCCAGGAGCAGCCACUUUUGGCAGUCAGCCUGGGCCUCCUCAACCAUUGCCUCCUAAGCGCCUGGACCCUGAUGCCAUCCCGAGCCCUAUUCAGGUUAUUGAAGAUGACAGGAACAACCGGGGUUCAGAACCAUUUGUUACUGGAUUACGGGGCCAGGUGCCACCCUUAGUCACCACCAACUUCCUGGUGAAAGACCAAGGAAAUGCAAGUCCCCGGUACAUUCGAUGCACAUCCUAUAACAUCCCUUGCACCUCUGACAUGGCUAAGCAGGCUCAGGUGCCCCUGGCAGCUGUCAUCAAGCCGCUGGCAAGGCUGCCCCCAGAGGAGGCUUCACCGUAUGUUGUCGACCAUGGGGAAUCUGGCCCUCUGCGCUGCAAUCGUUGCAAAGCAUACAUGUGCCCCUUUAUGCAGUUCGUUGAGGGAGGGAGACGCUUCCAGUGCUGCUUCUGCAGCUGUAUCAACGAUGUUCCUCCCCAGUAUUUUCAACACCUGGAUCAUACCGGCAAGCGUGUGGAUGCUUAUGACCGUCCUGAGCUGUCUCUGGGCUCUUAUGAAUUCUUGGCCACUGUAGAUUACUGCAAGAACAAUAAGUUCCCCGUCCCUCCUGCCUUCAUCUUUAUGAUUGAUGUCUCCUACAAUGCCGUCAGGAGUGGUCUUGUCAGGCUCCUCUGUGAGGAGCUCAAGUCACUGUUAGACUUUUUGCCUAGGGAGGGCGGGGCAGAAGAGUCAGCAAUCCGAGUUGGCUUUGUCACCUAUAAUAAAGUGCUCCACUUCUACAAUGUGAAGAGCUCAUUGGCCCAGCCACAGAUGAUGGUUGUAUCUGAUGUGGGUGACAUGUUUGUACCACUGCUGGAUGGCUUCCUGGUCAAUGUCAAUGAGUCUCGGGCCGUCAUCACCAGCUUAUUGGAUCAGAUUCCAGAAAUGUUUGCAGACACAAGGGAGACGGAGACAGUAUUUGCCCCAGUGAUUCAGGCUGGGAUGGAGGCUCUGAAGGCUGCUGAGUGUGCAGGGAAGCUCUUUCUGUUCCACACCUCCCUGCCCAUUGCAGAGGCCCCAGGGAAGCUGAAGAACAGAGACGACAGGAAGUUGAUCAACACAGACAAGGAGAAGACUCUGUUCCAGCCUCAGUCAGGUGCCUAUCAGACCCUGGCCAAAGAGUGUGUGGCCCAAGGCUGCUGCGUAGACCUCUUCCUCUUCCCUAACCAGUAUGUGGAUGUGGCCACCCUCUCUGUUGUACCCCAGCUCACUGGUGGCUCUGUCUAUAAAUACGCUUGCUUUCAGGUGGAGAACGACCAGGAACGGUUCCUGAGUGACUUGCGUCGGGACGUCCAGAAGGUCGUUGGCUUUGAUGCUGUGAUGCGGGUCCGGACAAGCACUGGAAUCCGUGCUGUAGAUUUCUUUGGGGCUUUCUACAUGAGCAACACCACAGAUGUGGAGCUGGCUGGGCUGGAUGGGGACAAGACGGUGACUGUGGAGUUCAAGCAUGACGAUCGGCUCAACGAAGAGAACGGAGCCCUCCUGCAGUGUGCCCUGCUCUACACCAGCUGUGCGGGGCAGCGACGGCUCCGCAUCCACAACCUGGCUCUCAACUGCUGCACUCAGCUGGCUGAUCUGUACCGAAACUGUGAGACUGACACGCUCAUCAACUACAUGGCCAAGUUUGCAUACCGGGGGGUCCUGAGCAGCCCUGUGAAGACUGUUCGUGACACUCUCAUCACACAGUGUGCCCAGAUCUUGGCCUGUUACAGAAAGAACUGUGCCAGCCCCUCCUCUGCGGGACAGUUGAUCCUUCCUGAGUGCAUGAAGCUCCUCCCAGUUUAUCUGAACUGUGUAUUGAAGAGUGAGGUCCUGCAGCCUGGAGCUGAAGUCACUACUGAUGACCGUGCCUAUGUCCGGCAGCUGGUUACCUCCAUGGACGUGGCUGAGACCAAUGUCUUCUUCUAUCCUCGGCUCCUACCAUUGACAAAGUCUCCCAUUGAGAAUACCACUGAACCACCAGCAGUUCGAGCAUCUGAAGAGCGUCUAAGCAACGGGGAUAUAUAUUUGCUGGAGAACGGGCUCAACCUCUUCCUCUGGGUGGGAGCGAGUGUCCAGCAGGGUGUUGUCCAGAGCCUCUUCGGUGUCUCCUCCUUCAGUCAGAUCACCAGUGGCCUGAGUGUUCUGCCAGUUCUGGAUAAUCUGCUGUCUAAGAAGGUUCGAAGCCUCAUUGAUAGUUUGAGGGCACAGAGAUCGCGGUACAUGAAGCUUAUUGUGGUGAAACAAGAGGACAAGCUGGAGAUGCUGUUCAAACACUUCCUGGUGGAAGACAAGAGCCUGAGCGGGGGAGCAUCCUAUGUGGACUUUCUCUGUCACAUGCACAAGGAGAUUCGACAGCUACUGAGCUAGAGCACAGGGGUAGACAGCACAGGGUCCAGGCCAGCUUCCAGAAAGUACCCAGGAGCCGAGAAACUGGGACAGUUCCAUAUCUUAUAAGUCAUGUAAGCUGACCUCAGUCUCUUCGGGGGGAGGGGGAGGUAUAAGGAGACACCUUCUUUCUGGGCUCAAGUAUCCUACCACUCUGUCAUGUCCUGCUGUUGGAAGGUGCCCCUUUCCCCUCACUUUAUCCUCCUUUUCCUGCUAAUCCUGUCGUAAUGAAUGUAGUUUCUCAGUUCACUGUAUAUGAUUUGGUGUUGGGGGAUCUGAAGCCACCCAGACCCUGGCAAUAUUAUGUGUCCCUUUGGACCAGCCUCCAAGAAGAGAAGGGCAGGUGGGAAGGCAUGGAGAUCCCAGUGGGUUACUACAGGGGGGAGGGGCCGCUGAUUCAGCUCAUUGUCAUCAACAACUUCCUAUAUUAGGGAAAACAUACAUACAGGUGCACAAGAGCUGGGCUGUAGGCCGUAGAUGGUAGAGAAGUGGUCAGUCUUCUUGGGCCUGGAAGUCAGCAGCCAACUCACAGUGACUGAGGGUGGUUGAUUAGCUCUCUUGCCCGGCUUCCACUGAUGCUUCUCCUGCAAUGACUGAUGAUCCCUUGGUGGACAGAGACACAUUAUCAGAAAUGAAUGAGCCUGGGAACAGUUGCAAAGUAUAUUGAGACCUAGGAGAGGUAUCAGCCUCCUUUCCAGCCAGAGCGGCCCCAACACUGGAUGGUUCUGUAGGGAGCCUGGUCAUCAACUUGCAAUACCUCACAGAGCCAGCCUACAUACCACUCUGAGCUUCCGCUGGAAACACUGCUCUCCAAGCUGUUGGCGAGAGAGGCAGAAGUGGCAAGUCUCUCCUGCUAGGACACCACUCAGGCUUUGAUAUUGACAGAGUGGCUGACAGUUAUCUUCCAACCCGACCUGGCUGAGGCAGGACAAGGGCUAGGCUUGAUGGUGGCCAGGCUUGCCUGCUCCCAGCCUGGGGUGCCCCUGCUCUGGACCUCUCAUUUCUCUUCAUUGGUUUAUUUUUCAAUGCAUCUUUAAUUUGUAAAGAAAUAAAAUAAAAAUAAAUUAAGAUGUA
This is a messenger RNA of Dama dama (fallow deer), 4530 nucleotides long. It is a transcript of the gene SEC24C, whose product is annotated as SEC24 homolog C, COPII coat complex component. The transcript is spliced from 23 exons. Lineage: Eukaryota; Metazoa; Chordata; Mammalia; Artiodactyla; Cervidae. Gene Ontology annotation, cellular component: COPII vesicle coat; endoplasmic reticulum exit site. Gene Ontology annotation, biological process: endoplasmic reticulum to Golgi vesicle-mediated transport; COPII-coated vesicle cargo loading; intracellular protein transport. Gene Ontology annotation, molecular function: SNARE binding; zinc ion binding. Bases 154 to 3438 code for a protein of 1094 amino acids. The record is from RefSeq and is a predicted model, not a curated record.